This is a messenger RNA of Saccostrea echinata, 677 nucleotides long. RefSeq lists its product as uncharacterized. The coding region runs from base 90 to 677 and encodes 195 amino acids. The record is from RefSeq and is a predicted model, not a curated record. NCBI's taxonomy places the organism in Eukaryota, Metazoa, Mollusca, Bivalvia, Ostreida, Ostreidae. The transcript has 2 exons.
AGUAGGGGUCUAGUCUUGUGACGUCAUAUCCGGAUCGGACUCCGGUAUAGGUUUUUAACACUAUUAUUUAUCAAUAACAUCCCGCAAUAAUGGCGGCGCGAAAUAAGAAGGGAAAAUUCGUUAAAUCCUCUCGUGUAAAACAAAAUGAAGUCCUGAGGCGAGAAUGCAUAAAAUAUUGGAACCGUAGUGAUGAUGAUACUUCCAAAGGAGAUAUUGAAACACCUGUAAUCACUCCAAUUGCCAGCGAAGACCAUGUGUAUCACUGUGUUGACCCCCUUGCUCGCGAUAUUGAUGUUGCUCAAGAGGAAAUUGUUGGGCCUACAGGUAAAAAUGAUUGGAGAGAAGGUAGACGAAUCAUCGAACUUGGUACCCUUGCAACUAAUUUAAAUGAGUGCAAGAGAUGUGGACAGCCUUUGCAUUUGUCCGAUUGUGUUGCAGAGACGAGAUUUGGACUCGCUCAAAUUCUCCAAGUGCAGUGUAGAUACAAGGAGUGUAGGCUACUUAAUGAUGUCCCAACAGGCAAAAAACAUCUAACAGAAAAGGGUGGAAAGGCAUGGGAUAUUAAUACGAAGGUAGCAGUAGGAAUGAUCAAUGGUGGCUUCGGAGAGUCGCAUUUAAACGUCUUCUUAGCAGCACUAAACAUUCCAGGAAUUUCGAAGGGAGGUCUAUGUUUAUGA